UGAGGCCAGAGAAGCCAGACAGGCGCCAUGUUUGAUAUGAUCAAGGAAUGGCGCCCUUAAGAGCAUCCAGUGACAACUAAAGCCAGGAUGUCGCCAUAUUUUCUGAAGACACCUUCCGGGUCCCUUAACCCGGCUGUCUAAGUCCAAGCUGCCAUGAAGUGAAUAAACACCGAGGGGUUUUGUUUGUCCCCAUCACAACCCCCGAAUCCCUCGCAGCCAGGCCCUGCUACCUCGGUGCCCUCGACUGCGUUCGGACGCCAAGGCUGGGCGGGGCCCCGACCUCCGGAGCCCUUGCUGUGGACGACGAAAGCUGAGGCCGCGCGCGGGGAGGCGGUGGCCUCGGGGACAAGGCGGCCGCUACUCGGGGCCGGGAGGCCCCAUGGCGCCGCCCCCAGCCCCGCUUCUGGCGCUGAGACCGGGGGAGACCGGGCCUGGUUACAAGAAGCCCGGGGCCGUGAGCUUCGCGGACGUGGCCGUGUACUUCUCCCCGGAGGAGUGGGGCUGUCUGCGGCCCGCGCAGAGGGCCCUGUACCGGGACGUGAUGCGGGAGACCUACGGCCACCUGGGCGCGCUCGGAUUCCCAGGCCCCAAACCAGCCCUCAUCUCUUGGAUGGAACAGGAGAGUGAGGCUUGGAGCCCCGCCGCCCAGGAUCCUGAGGAGGGGGAAAGCCUGGGAGGAGCUCUGAGAGGAGACACCCCAAACAAGAAGGAAGAGGCACCGCAGGAAGGGUCAGGAGCCAAGGGACCCAGAAAGCCUCCCGGGAAGGAACCUUCUAAAGAGCUGGUUAAACAGAGCCCUAACUGGACCAUCGGAAAAAUUUCGGCCAGAGCACAGCGGCCCACGAGCGCUGCCUGCAGCCAGAGCACAGGCGCGCAGCCGUCCGGCCCGGCCCCCGGCGUGGGCACGCAGGACAGCCAGCGGCGUCACGUGUGUGCGGACUGUGGCCGCCGCUUCACCUACCCGUCACUGCUGGUCAGCCACCGGCGGAUGCACUCGGGGGAGCGGCCCUUCCCCUGCCCGGAGUGUGGCAUGCGCUUCAAGAGGAAGUUCGCCGUGGAGGCGCACCAGUGGAUCCACCGCUCCUGCUCCGGCGGGCGGCGGGGCCGGAGGCCUGGGAUCCGGGCUGUGCCUCGGGCUCCGGUGAGGGGUGACCGGGACCCUCCCGUGCUGUUCCGACACUACCCGGACAUCUUUGAGGAGUGCGGGUGGUACCUCUCGUGCUACCUGCUGACUCACACAGGCAAGCUGUCCUAUUCCUGUCCCCAGUGUGGAAGGUGCUUCAGCCAGAGGCCCACCAGUAGACCCCAGUGCCAGCCUGGUGCCGAGAAACGCCCGCGCGGCGCGUUGAUUUCUGAUGCUCUGUGUCCCUUCCGCCCGCGGCUCUUGGUCCUGGGCCACCCUGGUGGGCCUUCGAGGGGCGGGCUGCUGCGCUCGCGGCCUUCCGGACCGCGCCCCGGCCCGGGGACGUCCUCCGGCGCGGGCGGCUCCGCGGACCCCGGCCCGGCCCUUGCCAUGGCGCCGCCUCCGGCCCCGCUGCCCGCGUGGGAACCGGACGGCGCGGGGCGCGAGCGGAGGGGGCCGGGCGGCGUGAGCUUCGCGGACGUGGCCGUGUACUUCUCCCCCGAGGAGUGGGGCUGUCUGCGGCCCGCGCAGAGGGCCCUGUACCGGGACGUGAUGCGGGAGACCUACGGCCACCUGGGCGCGCUCGGGUUCCGAGGCGCCAAGCCAGCUCUCAUUUCCUGGGUGGAGGAAGAGGCGGACCUGUGGGGCCCGGCUGCCCGGGAUCCGGAGGUGGGAGAGUGUCUGACAGAAGCAGACGCAGCAGAUUCCAGAAACAAGGAAGAGAAAAAACAAAGAGAAGGGACUGAGGCCCUGAAGAAGAGCCUUUCUGUGGAAGCUCCUGGGCCAAAGGCUCCAACACACCCUUCUGCUGGGUUCCCUGACAGCUUGGAGCAGCCGUCCAAGGCACCUCGCCGGGGUCGCCCCCCACUCUGUACGCAUCCCCCUGUCCCAAGAGCCGACCAGCGUCAUGGUUGCUACAUGUGCGGGAAGAGUUUUGCCUGGCGCUCCACCCUAGUGGAGCACCUGUACACCCACACGGGGGAGAAGCCCUUCCGUUGCCCUGACUGUGGCAAGGGCUUCAGCCAGGCCUCCUCUCUGAGCAAGCACCGGGCCAUCCACCGUGGGGAGCGGCCCCACCGCUGCCUGGACUGUGGCCGGGCCUUCACCCAGCGCUCUGCCCUCACCACUCACCUGCGGGUCCACACGGGCGAGAAGCCCUAUGGCUGUGCUGACUGUGGCCGCUGCUUUAGCCAGAGCUCUGCCCUCUACCAGCACCAGCGGGUCCACAGUGGCGAGACUCCCUUCCCCUGCCCGGACUGUGGCCGCGCCUUUGCCCAUGCAUCAGACCUUCGGCGCCACAUACGCACCCACACGGGCGAGAAGCCCUACCCGUGCCCAGACUGUGGGCGCUGUUUCCGACAGAGCUCCGAAAUGGCAGCCCAUCGGCGUACCCACAGUGGUGAACGCCCCUACCCCUGUCCUCAGUGUGGCAGGUGCUUUGGCCAGAAGUCAGCCAUGGCCAAGCACCAGUGGGUCCAUAGGCCUGGUGCCGGGGGGCCCAGGGGCCGGGGUGCCAGUGCGUUGCCUGUGCCUCUGGCCCCUGGCCAAGGGGACCUGGACCCACCUGUGGGCUUCCAGCACUACCCAGAAAUAAUCCAGGAGUGUGGGUGAUGGUCCUAAAGAUGUCAAGGCAAAGGGUGAAGAUCUAGACAUUGCCUGAGGCCCAGGUUGGGCUCAGGGGCCUGAACCUCUGUGGCAGCUCCAGGGAGGUCCCACAAUUCCAGGCAAGAGGUGGACCUGGGGGAUGAGGAGCUUCUUACCUUAGGCCUUCACAAGCUUGAUCUGCUGACACCUUGCUCCCUACUGUCCCAGAGUCUAGAAGCCCCCUCUGCUCCGUUAGGGCUGAGGUAAGCACCUGCACAAGACCUCCGCUGUGGGGAAGAAAAGGCUGUUUCUCCACUUAGACAUGUUAAGAGGAUUGAGGUAGAAGGGAAGUUUGCUGUAUUGGUUGUCUUUACUGCAAGGGUUAAAAACUGACGGCCUUGUACUGAAUCUGGCUCGUAGCAAACCUUUUACAAAGUAUUUGUGGUCCAACCAGCAUUUUAAAAUGUUACAAAUCAUGGUUAAGACUUAAAAGGAUAUUUCACACAAAAA
Messenger RNA from Zalophus californianus (California sea lion), 3217 nucleotides. Its product is annotated as zinc finger protein 764-like. The record is from RefSeq and is a predicted model, not a curated record. Gene Ontology annotation, biological process: negative regulation of transcription by RNA polymerase II. The coding region runs from base 380 to 2734 and encodes 784 amino acids. The transcript has 7 exons. Gene Ontology annotation, molecular function: DNA-binding transcription repressor activity, RNA polymerase II-specific. Lineage: Eukaryota; Metazoa; Chordata; Mammalia; Carnivora; Otariidae.